Molecule: messenger RNA, 3597 nt
Organism: Closterium sp. Naga37s-1
Lineage: Eukaryota; Viridiplantae; Streptophyta; Zygnematophyceae; Desmidiales; Closteriaceae
Source: the annotation of a GenBank genome assembly
AUGACUGUGCGACGAACGAGCGCCAACCAGCAACUGGCGGACGCUUUGGCGGACUCGUGGUCAAUCAAGGCGGAAGCGGCGGAAGAAACCGCGGGCGCGGGCACAGGCAGCGGAAGCGCGGCUGCGGCCGCGGCAUUGAGCACCCAGCGCGCGGAGGCGGAGCUGGCCAGCGCGGAGGCGUGGGCGGAAGGAUCUGGUGCGUUGCGCGGGGGUGUUGCUCCCGCUGAAAGCCCCAGCGGUGGAGAGAAGCGCGCGGUGUCGCAAGAGUUUGCGGCAUUGGCGGCGCCAGCAGCGGCCGAUCCAACUGAUCUCCUUAACGUUCAUUGUGCAUCCGUGUCGCCCCACGUGUCAGGAGGACUCGUUGAUUACCAGCAGCAUCCCUCUGGACUCGCCUUAUUGACGGACCAAUUGGAGCCAGGAGAAAGAAGUGAGGUUAAUCCUGACCGUCGACUCGCGGAUCUGGAAGCGUAUCCUUUGGGUGACGUGGAAGUGGCCGCGACUUGCGGGCCGAAGGACACGUUGCAGAGCGGGAGCAAACGGCGAGCCGCGCUAAUGGAUCUAACGAAUGUGACUGUCCGUGAUGGUGAUCGUAACGGUGGUGGGCGCGUGGGCGGUGCGGGAGAUCGUAUCGGAGGAGAGAAGGCGGGACGGAGGGAGACGGUAAAUCGAGAAGGGGGGAAAACGAGCGGGAAUAGCAUCGCCCCCCCCUCGCCCCCCGCAUUCCGCGGGACAGCACCGGAGCCAGCGGCUCUGGAUGCUGCACUUGCUUGCGCACACCCGACAUUGGAAGCAGGCGCAGCAGAGGCAGCAGCAGGAGGAGCAGCAGUGCAGAGAGCAGCAUCACCAUCAUUACCACCACCACCAUCAGCAGCAACAGGCGGGUCGUCCCCCCGCCAUGUCUAUGUGUUUGGACAAAGCAUCGCCACUCUUCCCUCCUCUCGCCCCUCUCGCCCCGCCCCUGCUCCCUCCCACUUCCCCGCAACCAACCCUUCCACGCUCCCCCCUCCCCCCUCGUCGCCGUGCCCGCCUGCACCUCCGUCUGCGUCUACCGCCGUGCCUCCUGCUCCCCCCACUGCUGCUGCUGCUGCUGCUGGAGCAAGAACAGCAGCAGCAGCAGCAGCAGCAGCAGCAGCAGCAGCAGCAGCAGCAGCAGCAGCAGCAGCAGCAGCUGAAGCAGCGGGAGCAGCGGGCGUGGGCCUGUGGCAGUGGCGGGAGCAGUGCUUCCUGCUGGCCGCAGAGGAGGACGCGGAGGAGGACGCGGAGGAGGACGCGGAGGAGGACGCGGAGGAGGACGCGGAGGAGGACGCGGAGGAGGACGCGGAGGAGGACGCGGAGGAGGACGCGGAGGAGGACGCGGAGGAGGACGCGGAGGAGGACGCGGAGGAGGACGCGGAGGAGGACGCGGAGGAGGACGCGGAGGAGGACGCGGAGGAGGACGCGGAGGAGGACGCGGAGGAGGACGCGGAGGAGGACGCGGAGGAGGACGCGGAGGAGGACGCGGAGGAGGACGCGGAGGAGGACGCGGAGGAGGACGCGGAGGAGGAGCAUUCUCACAGCUCUCUCACUCUACACCCUGCCACGCGGGUUGGGAUGGGUCUGGGACACGGGGAAAGUCAGUGUGUCGGUGGUAGGGGCGCAGAUGGGAAUGGGGAGGGGGGUGAGUGCAGGGAUGGGGGCGGAAGGGGGUUGGGAGCGGUUGAAAGGAGGGAUGGUGCAGGUGAUGUUGGUGCUGGGGUGGAAUUGUGGCGAGAGGAGGGGGGAUGUGCGAAGGAGAGUGAGUGUGCGAGGGAUAAUGAGGGUGGGAGAGAGAGUGAGGGCGGGAGAGAGAGUGAGGGUGGGAGAGAUAUUGAGCAUGGGAGAGAGAGUGAGGGAGGGAAAGAGAUUGAGCAUGGGAGAGAGAGUGAGGGAGGGAGAGAAAGUGAGUGCGGGGGAAGGAGCAAGCCUGUGAGAGAGAGCGAGUGUGGAGAAGAGAGAGAAUUAGAAGGAGGUAGUGAACGUCGGGAGGAGGGGGAGUGUGCGAAGCUCGAAUCAUCCCGCGAGAAAGAGCAUUUGGUGCUGCUGCAGAGACCAUCCGUGAUCCCCGAGAAAGGCGCGUGUGUGUGGAGCAGCGGUGCAAGAGAAGGAGAGCAGCCAUCAUCCCCUCCUCAUGCUCUCCCUCCUUGCCCUGCUGCAGCACAGCACGCGGCAGAAGGCCAGGCCCUGCAGGAGCGAGUGGCGGAAGAGCGAGGGGAAGACGGGAAGUUUGGGAACGGACACAAGGGGAUGGAGGAGGAGGGCCAGGCGGAGGAAGGCAAGUGUGGUGGGGCGCGUGAGGAGCGUGAGGAGCGUGAGGAGCAGCGGUUGCAGUCGCUGGAGUGCAGAACAGCUCACUGCUCCCUGCGUGCACGUGAUACUGCCGCCCCUGUUCCGGUGCUACCUGCCUCUGCCUCCCUUCCACCGUACCCCCUUUCGCCCUCCCCCAUGGAAGAGCAUCAGUGCCACGUGCCACCAGCACUACCAGCAACGGGAGCACCACCACCACCGCUACCACGGCCGCCGCCACCAUCGUCGACGCACAUCAUAGACAUUGACAGUAACGACAGCGACCCGCAGUUCUGCACUCCCUAUGCUGCUGACAUCCACGCCUACCUCCGCAUUGCCGAGCGGCGGCACCGACCCACAAUGGCGCUGGAGGAGGGGAGGGGGGGCGACAUAAGCGCGGCGAUGCGGGGCAUUCUGAUGGACUGGCUGGUGGAGGUGGCGGAGGAGUACAAGCUCGUGCCCGACACGCUCUUCCUCACCGCCGCCUACAUCGACCGCUUCCUCUCCCACGCCACCGUCACCCGCAACCACCUGCAGCUCCUCGGCAUCGCCUCCAUGCUCAUCGCCUCCAAGUACGAGGAGAUAUACGCGCCGCAGGUGGACGAGUUCUGCUACAUCACGGACAACACGUACCGCCGCCACGAGGUGAUCGACAUGGAGUGGCGCGUCCUGCUACAACUCAACUUCGUCCUCGCCACGCCCACCACCAAGAGCUUUCUCAGACCACUCGCUCCGUCUCAGCCUCGUUCCUCGCCGCUUCUCCUUUCACCAUGCAGCUUCGUUCUCCCUCACUCCUUUCACUUCCACCCCUUCCACCCCCCAUUUUCCCGUGUUCCUCCUCUUCAACCCCAUUUGCCCUCCUCUUCCGUCUCCCUGCCACUCCACCCAUCCGUGCAGGCCCCAUCACUGCAGCUGGAGUUUCUGGGAAACUUCUUGGCGGAGCUGACACUGCUGGACUGCACGUGUGUGGCCUUCCUCCCCUCGCAAGUGGCCGCGGCAGCUGUCUUCCUCGCCAAGCUCACUCUCUUCCCCUCGCUACCACCCUGGGUAUCGCUCCUCACGCCCUACGGCCUCACUCCUCCUCACUCCCUCUCACUCCUCCUCACUCCCUCUCACUCCUCCUCACUCCCUCUCACUCCUCCUCACUCCCUCUCACUCCUCCUCACUCCCUCUCACUCCUCUUCACUUCUCACUCCUCCUCACUCCCACUCACUCAUCCUCACUCCGCACUCCCUCUCACUCCUCACUCCACUCCUGACCCUGCAUACACACUUGCCCCUCCUUCCACACGCCUAG